Molecule: messenger RNA, 4096 nt
Organism: Pecten maximus
Lineage: Eukaryota; Metazoa; Mollusca; Bivalvia; Pectinida; Pectinidae
Exons: 9
Coding region: 252-2111 (619 amino acids)
Cellular component (GO): membrane
Source: RefSeq, a predicted model, not a curated record
ACUUUCCAGAACGUUGUUUGUAUGCCGUACAAUAGGAAAUGCUACAUCUAUUUGUAAAACUUCCAUAUCUGUCAAAGGAGUCAGUUCAUGAUGUUUUGAUCAGAUGUUUGUGUCUGUCGAAUUUAUCCGAAGGUCAGCGAGGGCAAAAUCAUGUCGAACAUGGAUGUCAUCGAUCCUUAUAACAGAACACUAGGAAACUAGUCCCGCGUCUGGGAUGUAUUGGAACUACAGGGCGGAGAUUUCUGCUGGUGAUGAACAUCAUCUUCAUCUUGGUCGGUGUCUUUGUGACAACAUCUGGCAUUCUUCUGAAAACACACGAAACAGCUUUACUCCACGACGCACUGCUCAAAGAGGUCAAGGCCGCAGCUACCUCUUCCGGUUUAACAGGAACUGACCUUUCAACCUUUGACAUGGGUGGUAUAAUAGAUAGCGCUGCGAUAGGGUGUAUCUCUAUUGGUGUCGCAGUCUGUGUCAUAGCAAUGUUUGGAGUGCACGGGAUAAAAUCCAAAAAUGAAACCAUACUCAUUGCGUACGCAUCGGUAAUUGGGAUUUUGGUUGUUACGGAGAUGGUGUUUCUAAUUGUCGUCUAUAAACUGAGAAUGAAGGUGGACGAGUCCUUGAAAACUCCACUGCGAGAUCUGAUCCAUAAAAAGUACGCAGGCUUCAACGGAAGUGACGUAGUUUCUGUUACGUAUAACUACAUUAUGAUAAAGCUUUCCUGUUGCGGUGUAGACGGGUUUAGUGAUUUCACCAGAGCCAAAAAAUGGCCCAAAGCUAUUCGAUUAGACGGUAACAUUUCCAUUCCUCUAUUGACGCCAGUGGCUUGCUGUAAGUCGGAAGUCAUGAAAAGGAACAACUACGCAUGCGCAGCUAAUCCAACAAAUCUUAAUUCUAAUUAUCGUCAGGGAUGUUACAAUUCAUUCUGGGAGGAAGUUUACAAACACAACCCGCUCAUCAUCUCUUGCGCCACAGGUGUAGUCCUAUUCGAGCUUCUCCUAAUCUUUUUCGCCUGUUGGGUAGCACACAAGACAAUAAUCAUUCGCAAAAAGAAACUGAGACGACAAAUUCAAAACCCCGAGGAUGUAAUAGAUGACGUCAACAUCGCUGGGGAGGAGGUCAGGGACAGGUCGGUGUCUGUGAUAUCGACGAGCCGCGCAUCCAUAACCGGAAGUAACCUGUCCGUGAGACGAGACUCCGACGGAAGCGUGCAUGUAUUUCCGGAAGCGGUGAAUAGAAUAAGUGACAGCAUCCAUUCUCUCAUAGAACCACCACCGUACACUUCUACGUCUCGUCUUCCUCAUCUCGCGCCCACGUGUAUGAACUUUCCCAUGAUGCAGCCAGUCAUUGCUCCAUAUACGUCAUUUCCUUUCGGAACAUGUGGUGUUCAGAGCCAGGGACAUAAUAGAUGCUCUUGCAUGUUUCAAGGCCAUUUGGAAUGCAUCUGUCAGCGACGCCGGAGCAGUGGUUGCUGCAACCAUGACCAAAUAAGGUUUGCGUGUUGUCACCAUAACGACCAGCGGCACAACUCCUCCGCGUGUCCAUGCGAGCACAAUGAGCUAAGUUGUCUAGAACAAAGACAAACACAUGAGAAGUCACUUUGUUCCAACGAUAAUCUCCUACCACCGUACAUCGGAAAUUACAAUGUUGUUUGUUCAUCUUAUAAUCCGGGUUCCUCUUCCGGUUCCGGAUCCGAUUCUAUAACAGAUAAAGCCAAAACCGGAAAUGAACCAUGCGUUAGCAGCAGGACAGAUAGCAACGAUCUGCAGAAACUACCACCCGAGCUUGCAAAUGAUUAUAGGAACAAUGGUGUCGCAUCCAAUGCCACUUCCGGUGAAGAACAACCAACGAGGACGAACCAGAGUACGGCAACUGACACAAAGUCAACCCGCACUGAGGACAAUAGUUCACACCAGGAGGCGCUCAUAUCGUCACAGACAUGCGGAGUGGAUAACGACGGGGAUGCAGUAACAUGUUUACCGCGCGGGAUGCAGCGGAAGCGAUCUUUAUUCAACCGACGGUCAUUAUCCGGACCCUGUACGAAGUUAAAAGAAGAUACGCCAAGGAGUUUGUUCAUGCGCACCCAGAGUUUUGAGGAAGAAUAUUACUCGUAAAUAUGCACGUAUAAAACGCAUCCUAUUCUGGCCUAUUAGCAAAUCUAGUAAUAUCGCUCCUUCGAACUCAGGUCGACAAACAAUAUAUUUUCGUCGCGAUCACGCCCCCAUCGUCUCGCUUGAAGCCACAACACGUGGUUAGGGAGCGAGAUUACAAUGGGGAUAGAGCAAUAAUAUAUUGAUGUUUGACUCGUUCCAUCGAUCACAGUCGUGUUGUCGGUCCGUCAUUCUGUCGAGCUAAGACGAGGGGGCGAGGACUACGAGUUUGUGAGAUUACGCGAAGCGGUCACCAUAACAACCGUCUGACGUGUUCGUCAGUUUAGAUAUGUGAUCAAUUUAAAUAGUGACAAGAAUUACGUAGAUACAUGUAUAAACAUAAGAGUAUACACUAAUGUUUACGUCACCUGUAAUCACGUGUGUACUACGGUCACGUUAUGCGGGAUUUAUAUUUAAAUCACUAAUUCAUAUCACUACGCGCAUGGAAGGGUUUUCUGUUAAAAUACAUUUAUAUGUAGCUAAUAUCAAUAACUAUCUUACUAUGUUUGUAAUUAUUUGUUUCUACCACACCGCGAUGGGGUCCUUUAUAGCACGGGCGUCUCAUUAAGGUUAGUAUUCCAACAAGGUGUAACACUCGAAAAACCGGAAGUUGGGGUGAGCUUCGAUUCACUUUGAAUUUAAGUUCAAAUUGAUGGACAACUCUAUAAACAAUACUAACUAUAAUUUUCGAUUAAGUCUACUUCCGUUCCACCGUCGAUGCAUCGUAGAUCUUCAAGUGUUUACGAAAGAUAAAAUAAUUUGAACUUGUGUAUAAUGAUUAUGAUUGGAUUAAAAGGUGACGGAGUGAUGUGUUAAAGUUAAUGAUUUCGGAAAGGCGGUACAUAGCGUUUGCCGGCAUCGGCGUCAAACAAUGUUAAGGUGUUGCGUUUGGCUGUUUCUGACAAAGCUAGACCAACAAAACCUCAAUCAUAGAUGUAGCAUGGGUAGUAGAGCCCACUUCACUAAAAACAUUUAAUGGAUUUCUGCAGGCCGGUGGUUUUUCUCCGGAUACUUCGGCUUUCCUUCACCUUCAAAACCAGACACGUUCUUAAAUGGCCCUGGCUGUUAAUAGGACGUUAAACAAUAUAAAACAAGCAAACAAAGUAUUUGCCAUUGUCUACUGUGUGAAGCCACCUUAAUGUCUUCGUGUAUAAUAUUCUUUACAUGUAAUGCAUUUUACAUGUAUACCUGUUUGUCUAUGCAUGUUAUGGCACGUGACCUGAGACUGACCAAUCACUGGCCUGAAACGACUGUUGACUCUGGACACCUGUACCUCUACACACCGAGACCGACCACUCACUGGCCUGAAACGGCUAUUGACUAGGGACACCUGUACCUCUACACACCGAGACUGACCACUCACUGGCCUGAAACGGCUAUUGACUCGGGACAUCUGUACCUCUACACAUUGAGACUGACCACUCACUGGCCUGAAACGAAUAUUGACUCGGGACAUCUGUACCUCUACACACGCUCGGACAGACCAACUUCGGACGUUUGCAGGACAGGUCUUAUUCUCAUUUUGGCUGAAUAUAGAUUUAACCAAAGCACUAUACCAUAGCUGUAGGGUACGUCCAGUAUUUUACAUGUCGGGUCAAUUAUUCUUCUUUUGAAUUUAUUUAGUAUCAUAUAUUUAUAACUUUAAUUGCGUUGAAUAGUUUAAGUUUUUUCAACAAAGAUUAAAGUAUCCUGUAAUUUAAAGUAAAGUUGAAUUAGAAUACAUUGUAUGUUGUUGUACUCAGGCGAUACGCAUACAAGUUAGGAUAUUUAAUGUCGGAAGUCUAUUACUCAUUUUCUUAUAAGAGUUGUUUCCCUUCCCUUAAGUGUCCUCGGUGUGUGUCCGUGAUUGAAAGUGAUAAGUUUAUAUUAAUGUGUAUGUUUUCUAUAGAGGAUUUCAUUCUAUAUAUUUCUGACAGAUACAAGAAAUAAACAGGUCGAGAGAGCCUUCA